AAAAAACACACAAAAAUGUAUAUAUUAUUUUGUAUCACAUAGUUUUAAAUGUUAUAUUCACUACACAUGACAUACUAAAAAGAGAAAAAAAAAUUCUGAAGACUCCUUGUUAAAAUGGGAAAAAAAUGUUUUAGUAUCACAAGACUCGUCAGAUUUUAAUGGAUACUUUUAGCAGUUAAACACUGACCAUGUAUUCGUCUUUCUGUUGAGAUGCAUAUUCAGAAAUCUAUCAAAUCCAGUGAUCUAGUAUAUUUCUUGUUAAAAUUCUGUAGGAAAUAUGUUAGUACAAACACCAUGAUUUCUCAUCUGGUAGACAGAUGGGCAUCUCCAACUUGAUCAAACACAGCAUGUGUGUAAAUGCAUUGUCAGGAGAGUUAUUUAUGAAUUAUAAGACUAAAGACACUUACAAGAUAACCAAAAUUUUCAUUUCAUUAUGGAUUUUAGUCUUCCUGGAUGGGGCAUCAUAGAUCUAUAUAAUUUUGUUACUUUGGGCUUGAGUGAUAAUAAGUGCCAUGGUUAAUUAGUUCCUCUUGUUUAUAGAUCUAAGCAUGUCCAGACCUGGUGAAGGGGAGUAUGAACCUCUUGCUGACAGGCCCCUGUUUGGGGAGGCAAGGCCAAGGGAUAGGAUGAUGAAUAUAAUGAUAAUCUUCGUUACAACAUUGUUGGUGUUGAUCACAUCAAUAAGUGCCUUCAUUCCCUGGCCGAGCUUCCUAGACAUUUUCUUCGUGUUCUGCAUAAUUAUCAUUUGCAUAUCGCAUCUUACACUGAUUGUGUGGUAUAGACAAGGCGACCUGGAUCCAAAGUUCAAGAAGCUCAUUUAUUUCAAUACUUUCUGUAUUAUAAUGCUUUGCAUAUGUGCAAACAUCUUUUUCCAUGUCAAAUAAAUUGUGUUCUCUUCUCAUAUUGUUGACUCUACAUAGUUUAUAUGAUGUGAGAUAAUGUAUAUUGUAUGAUACAACCACUGAGCUUAUGAUUUUGUUGCACCUUUUCUCAUGAGUGCUGUCUGUGGCAUUGAAUAAUGGACUGCUUGUUGUGAGGUAUAGGAAUUUGAUAUGUAUAUAUUUUUUAUAUUUGAAUGAUUGUUGUAGAAUUACUUUUUCACAUAUAUUAAGGCAGUCAACAGAUCACGGUGCAUGUUGUAGGAAAGUGUUUGCAUUUAUGAGGCACAAUUAAUUAAAUUUAGGUUCAUUUGCCCCUGGAAAUAAGAUUCUGUUGGUAAGGAAUGGAGCAAGAGGAUGCAGAGUAAACUCAAAAAUAAAUCAACAAAUGAAAUUUACAUGGGUAAUUCAGUUAUCCAUACCUGUGGAGAAUAAUGUUUAAUUCAAAUACAGAUGAUACAGUGCUAUCCAUAGAUUACAGUGUCAUUUACUUAUGAUCUCAUGAGGUUGGUGUGAGACUUUGUUUUAAGAAUUUAGGUAGUGGCUGGGUGUUCAUGAAAAAUCUUUUCUUGUUUAGAAUUAAAAUAUUUCCCUUUUGUUUAGUUUAGAUGCUUUUACUAAGGUAAUUAACAACAGAGUGUGUGAAUUAUCUCUGUGAAUAUUAUCAUUUGUGAUAACAUGAAAAGUAGAAGCUGAUGUAGGAACUUUAAAGUGACAUAGUUAAGGAAUGAUAAAAAAUAUAUAUAUAUAUAGCUCAAAACAUUUUUUUUUCUUCAGAUUUAAGACUAUUAUUGACAUUGUAGCUUUUUGCUUUAUGUAUGCAAUCAAACAUACAUUUUAUAUAUAGGUUGUAAUAUGUUUAAAGUUACUUAAUUGUAAUUGUUUUAUUUUAUUUCAUUGAUAUAUAAUAUAUUCAUCAGCUGAAAGAGACCUUCCUUGGAAACAUAUGUAUUUCUCUCAUUAUUAAUCAUAAAACUGGUUGUAUUAUAAGUUGGUAAGAGAGUGAGAAAAGUAAAGUGAAGAGCUUUUGCUGGUUAGUGAGAUUGAAAGUGAGAGGGUGAGAGAGUGAGAGUGAGGGAGUGAGGGGGUGAGAGAGUGAGAGAGUGAGAGAGUGAGAGAGUGAGGGAGUGAGAGAGUGAGAGAGUGAGAGAGUGAGAGAGUGAGGGAGUGAGAGAGUGAGAGAGUGAGAGAGUGAGAGAGUGAGAGAGUGAGAGAGUGAGGGAGUGAGGGAGUGAGGGAGUGAGGGAGUGAGGGAGUGAGGGAGUGAGGGAGUGAGGGAGUGAGAGAGUGAGAGAGUGAGAGAGUGAGAGAGUGAGAGAGUGAGAGAGUGAGAGAGUGAGAGAGUGAGAGAGUGAGAGAGUGAGAGAGUGAGAGAGAGAGAGAGAGAGAGAGAGAGAGAGAGAGAGAGAGAGAGAGAGAGAGAGAGAGAGAGAGAGAGA
Molecule: messenger RNA, 2317 nt
Organism: Penaeus indicus
Lineage: Eukaryota; Metazoa; Arthropoda; Malacostraca; Decapoda; Penaeidae
Product: transmembrane protein 243-like
Exons: 4
Coding region: 549-884 (111 amino acids)
Source: RefSeq, a predicted model, not a curated record